This is a messenger RNA of Cyanistes caeruleus (blue tit), 757 nucleotides long. The record is from RefSeq and is a predicted model, not a curated record. NCBI's taxonomy places the organism in Eukaryota, Metazoa, Chordata, Aves, Passeriformes, Paridae.
UCUCCGAUUUUCCCCAGGGCAGAGGAUGGUGCUGGUGGCCUGUGGCCCCUUCACGCCCUCGGACGGCGUCGCCUUCGAGCCCCUCAGUGACCUCCUGGACGUGGUGGCCCGCGACCGCCCCGACCUCUGUAUCCUGCUUGGGCCGUUCCUGGACGCCAAACACGAGCAGGUGGAGAGCUGCCAACUCCUGAGCUCCUUCUCCGAUGUUUUCCAGCUCUGCCUCAGGACCAUCAUCGAGGGCACCAGGAGUUCUGGCUGCCAGCUGGUGCUGGUGCCCUCGCUCCGCGACGUCUCCCACGCCUUCGUGUAUCCUCAGCCUCCCUUCCCCUGCCCGGACCUGCCCAAGGAGGACAAAGCGGUACCAAAAUUCCGCUUUUUCCCCCCAAAAACAUAAAAGGGGGAAUUCCCAGGAGAUUCCUGGCAAAGCCCAGCUGGGAUUUGGGGUGAAAUUCCCACUUUUUUCCCCCCUCUCUGGCAGCGAUUUCCUGCCGCAGCUUUGGGGUGGGAGCUGAAUUUGGGAUUCCGGAGCUCCCCAAGCCCCUCCCGGCCUUUUUUGGGUUCAGAUCCCCUCAUUUAACGAUUUUCUCUCUCCCCCGGGAGCAGAUUUGAUGUUCCUGCGGGAAACCCAGCUCGGCCUGGGCGUUCUGGGGAAUGUUCUGGGGGGUUAAAGGGAAACUUGGUGGAAUUGGGGCGGUUUUGGGGUGAUUUAGAGCAAAUUUGGGGCGUUCCAGGGUGGGUUUGGGGAGAUUUGGGGCGG